Molecule: messenger RNA, 792 nt
Organism: Ambispora gerdemannii
Lineage: Eukaryota; Fungi; Glomeromycota; Glomeromycetes; Archaeosporales; Ambisporaceae
Source: the annotation of a GenBank genome assembly
AUGACUUUAUAUAACGACGGUGCAGAUUUUGAUCAAGACUCAGCACUGGUCAAUCUGCUUGUUCGUCUACUAAAAUUCGAUCUAUACGUAUGUGUGGUAACGGCUGCUGGAUACCACACGAACGCGGAACGAUAUGAACAACGUCUCUCGGGGUUACUUAAAGGUUUUGAAAGAGCAAAUUUACCAAAAGAGAUCGUGGGAAGAUUUUUCCUUUUAGAAAAUUAUCAUUUAAAAUAUAUACCAGAACACGUUUAUCAACCUGAAUUCGUUAGCAAAUGGACACCAGACCAAAUUAGCAAGUUAUUAGAUGUGGCAGAGGAGAAUCUACGGGCAUGUGUUGAUGAGAUGCGUCUUCCGUGCACGGUAUUACGGAAGAGCAAAGCUGUUGGAAUUGUGCCAAAGCCAAAAGUUAAAAUAUUUCGUGAACAACUGGAUGAAUGUGCACUCUCUACCCAACAUCGUCUCGUAUCGUUCAUGCAAUCGCCAAAAGGCAAAGAAUUCCAGUUACCUUUUUGCGCGUUUAAUGGCGGAAGUGACGUUUGGGUAGACAUUGGGAAUAAGUUGAUCGGUGUACAAAUCCUUCAAGAGUUUUUGGGGGCUACGUCUGAACAGACAUUACACGUUGGAGAUCAGUUCCUAUCUACCGGCAAUGACUUUGCCACGCGAAGCCAAUGCUGUACACUCUGGAUUAUAAAUCCGGAGGAGACUCAGCAGGUUCUUGUGGAACUGGAUGUGUUGCUGGAUGCCAAAAAGUCGUCUCGUGUGGUGGCGGUUGCACAUCAUUUACAUUAA